UUAUUAGCUAACUAUAAAUAACCGCUAAAUCAAGCAACUGGAGAGAGGGAAGCUAGAAAACAAAUAAAUCAAAGAAGAAAGAGGAAAGAGACGCUCUGCCUUCCUCUCUUGACUAUUUUCAAACCCUCGACAGCGUGGACUUUGACCGUUACUUUUCAAGUUUUUCUUCAUCUCCCUCUAUCUCUGUAUCUCUCCGAGCUGGCUAACCACCACCACUACUACUUUUCAAGAAGCAGUUCUCACUCAUAAGACAAUUCUUCUCCAUCGCUGCCGCUGCACUGCACUUGUGGGCUCCUCUCUACUAUUCCCUUCUACUAAUUUUCAAACUUCUCAUCUUUCUCUCCAUGUCCGCAAACCUAGCAAGCUCCUUUCCCUUCUUCUGAUGAUCCUCCAUAAAAGAACUGUAGCCAAACCUAUAUUAUAGCAUAGGCGAUGGUGGUUUUAACAUAAAUAUAGCUAUAUAAAACACCCUUUCGACUAUACUUGUCUUAUAAUGAAUUGUCAUCCAUCUAUGGAGAUCAAAGGUAGAGAUGAUAGAAUCAAAUGAAGUGACUCAGAUAAAAGGAUCCGAUCAAAUUUAUGGAAGGAUCUCUCAUGCUAUACUAAUCAAAUAUUCCAUUCCCGCUACUUCACAUGGACACCGUCUUUUCGCUCAUCAGCGAAGAGGACCGUGCUAGCCAUCUCCGAUCAUUAAUGGAAGCUAUUGGUUGCAAUUACAUUUGCCUUUGGUCGUAUUUGCCUGAACCGACCCGCUGCUUAUACUUCUUGGACGGAUAUUACCAUGAAGAAAACAACCAAGCUAGUCCUUCUUCAGGAAGCUUAGCUCGGAGGCUUUUUGAUGAAUAUCGGCGAGAAAUGUUCUUCAUUGUAAAUGACCGUGUUCCUGGAAUGGCUUUCAUUAAUAAACAACCUUAUAGAGAGUUAACCGAGUCGGAAAUUGGAAGAAUGGCGUCUGUUGCUGUGCAGCGCCAAUUUUAUCGGGAAGCAAGGAUCAAGACCGCAGUGUUCAUGGGAUGCCGGAGUGGGGAAAUUGAAAUGGGCUGGUCUAGAGUGCAAAUGAACAUGGAAGAUACAUUGAGGAAUUGGUUUUCAGAGGACGUUCCCCAGCAAUCUCCAUUAGCAGAAUUUUCUCAACCGAUGGAUCCAAAUCGACCAUCAUCUUCUUCUUCCUCAUUAAAAUCACUAUCCAUGGAUAGCCCAGAAACCUCUCCUUUUUUAUUCAAUAUUCCGACGACACCCCACAUAUCAGAACUCCCUCAAGAUCCCACGUUGCAACCAAUACCAACCACAUCAACUGCAAUCCAGCAAGUAAUCUUGCGAUCGUUGCAGCCAAUACAAGCCACUACUACUAGCCCGCUUCAAUAUUCCAUGCAAUGUUUGCAGCCACUACAAACCACCGCUACUAGCCCACUUCAAUGUUCCAUGCAAUCUUUGCAGCCAAUACCAAGCGCAAUUAGUCCUACUCCACACCAACAAGUCAUGCACGCGUUUGCUUUGGUAAGAAACACUCAAUUACCAACCCAAGAAAGUGAAGAUGCUGUAAUGGCAAGAGCCAUUCUUGCAGUUCUAACUUCUCCUUCCUCUUCGACCUCUUCUUCUACACCUAACUUACGGCAAAGAGCUACUGCUUUCAAGAAGUAUGGAUCUCUUCCCACCACAACAACAGCAACAAGACUGGCAGGUUUACAUAGUCAAAGUCUGCUUAAAAGAGCUAUCAAUUAUUACAGAAACUUAACUAUUGUGAGACGGGAACACAUGCAAGCAAGCCGCUCCACCCCUACUAGCUCUCAGAUGCACCAUAUGAUAUCGGAGCGUAGAAGACGCGAAAAGAUUAAUGAAAGCUUUGAGGCAUUGAGAAAACUUCUUCCUCCAGAAGCCAAGAAAGACAAAGCAUCAGUGCUUACUCGAACAAGGGAGUAUUUAACGUCUUUGAAAGCCCAAGUCGCAGAGCUUAGCCAGAGAAACCAACAGUUAGAGGCACAGGCGCUACUACCUGCCAUAGAAAUUACAGAAGAAGUGAGCGAGUCAUCAAAUGAAAGAGUUGAAGUCCGAGUUGCACUUGUUUCUGAAUCAACACCAGAAGGAGAAGAAAGAAUUAUCGACUUGCAAGUUUUUGUAAGAGGAGGUAGUGCUAAUAUUUCAAAUAUAGUUAUUGGGAUCCUUGAAUUCUUGAAACACGAUCGAAAUGUGAAUUUGAUGUCCAUGGAAGCUACCACAAGUGCAACAGAAUCAAGAUUGUUGAAUCGUGUAAUCUUGAGAUUGAGAAUUGAGGGGAACGAAUGGGAAGAAUCUGCCUUCCAGGAAGCAGUGAGAAGGAUUGUUGCUGACCUAACCCAUUGACCUAUUUUGCACCAAUUCUUAAUUAUCUCCUCCUCUCUGCUGUCUGCUGCUUUUAGAGCUUAAUAUUAUUGCUCGGAAAAUUUCCAAUGAAUUAAAAGAAAUUAUUUAUUAUAUUGCUUGAAUUUCAGUCAAUAUAUAUAAUUCUUUUACUUAUCAGAUUAAUUACGUUAUUGUCUAUUUAGUAUGCUGACUUCAUAUAAUUUAUUUUGAAUA
Molecule: messenger RNA, 2553 nt
Organism: Jatropha curcas
Lineage: Eukaryota; Viridiplantae; Streptophyta; Magnoliopsida; Malpighiales; Euphorbiaceae
Product: putative transcription factor bHLH041
Molecular function (GO): protein dimerization activity
Source: RefSeq, a predicted model, not a curated record